Molecule: messenger RNA, 506 nt
Organism: Paraglomus occultum
Lineage: Eukaryota; Fungi; Glomeromycota; Glomeromycetes; Paraglomerales; Paraglomeraceae
Source: the annotation of a GenBank genome assembly
ACCUCGAAGAAGCUAAUAAACCAAUCACUCAGGCUAAAAGCGUCAUAACGACAGCAAAAAAAGACAUGCUUGGGACAUCUGAACGCGGAAAAACAAGAACCUGUCAUGAGUCAUAUCACGAUAAAUGCUACUCUCCGCGUAAUUCUGUCACGGCUUCCAAUACUCAUCCAUUGCCUCUCCACACGAGAGACUCUCACAAUAGCAUCCGGGACGAAGAUAUGGUGGAUGUAAACGACUCGCGAACGCAAAAGGAUUUUUCGACUUACAACAACCUUAAUGGAGUAUUGACAAUGUUUGAUCUGCCCACAGUAAAUUCUAUCGACGACUUGCCACAAAUAGACUUCCGUAAGCUGAAUCCAAUUCCAAGAUCUCUCGAAGAUAUAUCCAGUAAGAAAGCGAAAAAGCGAAUUAAAAAAGAAGACUCACCCUCACUGAAGAGACUUCCGAAACUUCUGGAAAAUCUGAAGUAUAUAGUAAAAACACUACGGAUUUUUACGGCUCAAUGA